This is a messenger RNA of Jatropha curcas, 1168 nucleotides long. RefSeq names its product RNA polymerase transcriptional regulation mediator-like protein (gene MED6). Gene Ontology annotation, molecular function: transcription coregulator activity. Gene Ontology annotation, cellular component: mediator complex. Lineage: Eukaryota; Viridiplantae; Streptophyta; Magnoliopsida; Malpighiales; Euphorbiaceae. The record is from RefSeq and is a predicted model, not a curated record. Gene Ontology annotation, biological process: regulation of transcription by RNA polymerase II.
CGUGUUUUCGUGCAACUGGGGCGGGUCGUUUUCUUCGAGUUUCAAAAUUGAAUUUCCUGAACGAGAAGAGGCUGCAAUGCUUCAAAAUUAAGAUUAGGGUGUCGUUCCCAUUAGUGAAUUUUUUUUUCAAUAUUUUAAAAUAAAUUAUAAAUUGUAAUUUUCAUAUUCAGCUUCAGGAGCUGAAUGCAAUAAACCAGAGAUACUGUUGGAGAUCCAUAGCCCGGGCGCUCAUACCAAGCAAAAUGGCAACGCCGCCGCCGGGAGCAAGCUUCGAGGGAAAUCCUCCGGCUCCGCCGCAGCCGCCAGGAACUGACAUGACUGGAAUAUGCUUCAGAGACCAGUUAUGGCUGAACACUUAUCCUCUCGAUAGAAACCUAAUAUUUGAUUACUUUGCCUUGUCCCCUUUCUAUGACUGGACUUGCAAUAAUGAGCAGCUGCGAUUGCAAUCCAUUCACCCUCUCGAUCUCUCCCACCUCUCGAAAAUGACGGGCAUGGAAUACAUGCUGAGUGAAGUAAUGGAGCCCAAUCUUUUUGUCAUUCGUAAGCAGAAGAGAGAUAGUCCUGAGAAGGUCACACCUAUGCUUACUUACUAUAUAUUGGAUGGAUCAAUAUACCAAGCACCACAGCUUUGCAAUGUCUUUGCAGCUCGAAUUGGACGGGCUUUGUAUUAUAUAUCAAAAGCCUUUACUAAUGCUGCCUCAAAGUUGGAAAAGAUUGGAUAUGUUGAUGAAGGUGAAGGUGUAACUUCUGAAUCAAAAGUUGGUAAAGAGUUGAUUGACUUCAAGGAAGUUAAGCGAAUAGAUAGUAUUCUUGCCUCCUUACAACGCAAGUUACCGCCAGCCCCUCCACCACCUCCGUUUCCAGAAGGCUAUGUUCCGGUUCCAAGUACGGACACAGAGAAAGGUGCUGAAAGUCAGCAGGGAACUGAGUCACAACCUCUUGCUGUUGAUCCAAUCAUUGAUCAAGGUCCUGCCAAAAGGAUGAAAUUUUGAAUCAGAAAGGGUUUUUAUAUUUAUUUCUAUCAGGGCAUAAUCAAAUAGACCGUUUUCUAACCUCGUACUUUUCUUGUAUCUAAUUUUCAAACAUGUGGUACUGAACUAUGUUAACAUGAGUAUGCAUUCUCUUCAAAAUUCAGUCUAAUUCGUAUUGCAUCUCCUAAUAACUCUAA